Molecule: messenger RNA, 513 nt
Organism: Chelonoidis abingdonii (Abingdon island giant tortoise)
Lineage: Eukaryota; Metazoa; Chordata; Testudines; Testudinidae
Product: thymus-specific serine protease-like
Biological process (GO): proteolysis
Cellular component (GO): endosome; lysosome
Molecular function (GO): serine-type exopeptidase activity; dipeptidyl-peptidase activity
Source: RefSeq, a predicted model, not a curated record
GCUCAGCACCUGCCAGGCUCCUGUGCUCUAACGCUGGCGUUGGUGCCAGGGCACCACAUGGAGCUGGCUCAGAAAUACGGCGCGCUGGCCGUGGCCCUGGAGCAUCGCUUCUACGGCGCCAGCAUCAACCCCGACGGCCUGCAGGACGCCAGCCUCCGGUUCUUGUCCAGCCAGCAGGCCCUGGCUGACCUGGCCUCCUUCCACCUCUUCGUCACUCAGAAGUAUAACCUGACACGGAACAACACCUGGAUCUGCUUUGGGGGCUCCUACCCCGGCUCCCUCGCCGCCUGGUUCAGGCUCAAGGUACCGGCCUGAGGAGCACUGGUGGGCUGUUGGUGCGUGGGGCUCUGCUGGACCCCUCGCCAGCAUCGAACCCACGACCUCGGGAUCUGAAAGCACAGACCUGUGCUGCUUCGCUGGCAUAGAGCCGGGACCUGGCCCAUGAGAGUCGAUACACGAUCCAGCCACUAAAGGGGGACACAGAGCCAGACGGCGAUAGCCCGGGGUCUAGCG